AUCUCUUUGUUAACUUUUAGCCUUUGUGCUUUUUGUAUCUCAUAUAUUUGCAUGUAUUUGGCUUUUUGUAGGUCUUAAUACUUACUAAAAUUAUUAAAAAUCAUGGCUUUCAAUACGAAGUAUAUAAAAUCUUGAUUGGUAAGUUUAAUAUUUAAACUCUUAUUAUUUUGCUACUGUAACUAUGAUAACAGUUGGUUAUGGAGAUAUAAAUCCUUAAAAUAAUAUUGAAAUUGUAAUAUGUAGUAUUGCUAUGAUGAUAGCAUGUGGUGUCUUUGCUUAUGCAGUAAACUCAGUAGGAACUAUUUUUUAAGAAUUUUUCGCUUUCGAAAAAGAAUUAAAAUAUAAUAUGAAUGUAAUAAAUACAUUUAUGGCAAACAAAAAAAUAUCAAGAAAAUUACAAGAAUAAAUUUAAUAAUAUUUAGAUUAUUAUUGGAGAGAAUAAUUAACUAAAAACAGUGAUUUGGAAUAAAAAAUAAUAAACUAACUCUCUGAUAACCUUAAAGAGUAACUAUUAAUGGAAGCAAAUAAAUAAAUAUUAAUAAAUACUCCAAUUUUUAAGACAAAUUUUAGCGAAAAUAUCAUUCCUAGGAUAAUUCCUUUAAUAAAAGAGCUCCAUUAUACUCCAAAUGAGAAAAUAUUUGACCAUAGUGAUAUAAUCGACAAUCAAAUAUACUUCAUAGAAAAAGGGAAAGUUGAAAUCUGCAUAAACUACCGUAACCCCUGCCUAAGAAAAGAAAAAGCUCAAACAAAAAUGUAUUAGUUAACAUCUGGAGACAACUUUGGUGAACUGGGUUUUUUUACUGGACUAGGAAGGAACUUUACAAUAAUAACAUAGUCUUUUUGUUCUCUCUUGACAAUAAAAAGAGCUGAUUUUAUCCAACUUUUAUAAGAAUUUCCUGAAGACUACGAAAAAUUUUGCUAUAUACGCGAUAUGAUAUUAUACCAAAAUGACUAUCAAAAACUGGGUUUAAAAUGUUUCUGUUGUUUAAAACAAAACCAUUUAAUAGACUAAUGUCCUAUAAUACAUUAUAUCCCCAAUAAAUUUAAAACUAUAUAUAAUGAAUCAAUUGGCGCUCCAUAGUUUCAUCGAUAAAAAUGUGUCAGAAAAAACAAUAAAGCAUAACAUAAAAAUAAAACUAGAACAAUUUAAGAUGACGCACUAAAUUUUGUAGAUGAUUAUGAAGAUAUUAUAGACUUAUAUAUUAAAUAGAAUAUAAAUUAUGAUUCUGAUAAUGAUGAAGAAUAAUCAGAUGAUAAAUUACCUUAUUUAACAAAUGAAAAGGAAAAUUUGUAAGAAAAAAAAGUAAAGAAUACUGUAUAUAGUGGAAAAAAAUAAAAUAAAAAUGAAAUAUACAAUAAGAAAUUAACCAAUUAUUACUUUAAGUUAAUUAAAGUGGUUUUUUGA
This is a messenger RNA of Ichthyophthirius multifiliis, 1405 nucleotides long. RefSeq lists its product as hypothetical. Lineage: Eukaryota; Ciliophora; Oligohymenophorea; Hymenostomatida. The transcript has 4 exons. The record is from RefSeq and is a predicted model, not a curated record.